GGGGGGCACGUCCUGCUCACGUUGGUGCUUGGCUUUCCAGGUGAGACCCCAAAAUCCCCGCGGGCUCGGCGUGCUGCCAGCCCCCGCCGCCAUGGCGUCGCCGGCCGUCAGCCCCGACUCGUCCUCGCACGAAGCCCUUUCCUCCGUCAACUCAGCCCCGGCGUGUUCACCCACCUCCGACUCGGAAAACCUCAGCCCCGACGAACUGGAGCUGCUGGCGAAGCUGGAGGAGCAAAAUCGGCUACUGGAGGCCGAUUCCAAGUCGAUGCGCUCCAUGAACGGCUCGCGGAGGAACAGCGGCUCCUCCUUGGUCUCCAGCUCCUCGGCCUCCUCCAACCUCAGCCACCUCGAGGAGGACACUUGGAUCCUCUGGGGCCGCAUCGUCAACGAGUGGGACGAGUGGCGGAAAAAGAAGGAGAAGCUGCUGAAGGAGCUCAUCCGCAAAGGGAUCCCCCACCACUUCCGUGCCAUUGUCUGGCAGCUGCUCUGCAGUGCCACCGACAUGCCCGUCAAAAACCAAUACUCGGAGCUGCUCAAGAUGUCCUCUCCCUGCGAGAAGCUCAUCCGACGGGAUAUCGCCCGCACCUACCCAGAGCACGAGUUCUUCAAGGGACAGGACAGUCUGGGCCAGGAGGUGCUCUUCAACGUCAUGAAGGCCUAUUCGCUGGUGGACCGAGAGGUCGGAUACUGCCAGGGUAGCGCCUUCAUCGUGGGACUGCUGCUCAUGCAGAUGCCCGAGGAAGAAGCCUUCUGCGUGUUUGUGAGGCUGAUGCAGGAAUACCGCUUACGGGAGCUCUUCAAGCCCAGUAUGGCUGAGCUGGGGCUCUGCAUCUACCAGUUUGAGUACAUGCUGCAGGAGCAGCUGCCGGAGCUGAACAUCCACUUCCGCUCCCAGAGCUUCCUCACCUCCAUGUACGCCUCGUCGUGGUUCCUCACCCUCUUCCUCACCACAUUCCCUCUUCCCGUGGCCACGCGCAUCUUCGACAUCUUCAUGUACGAGGGGUUGGAGAUCGUCUUCCGCGUGGGGAUGGCACUGCUGCAGUUCAACCAGGCUGAGCUCGUCCAGCUCGACAUGGAGGGCAUGUCCCAGUACUUCCAGAAGGUGAUCCCACACCAGUUUGACAGUUGCCCCGACAAACUCAUCCUCAGGGCCUUCCAGGUCAAGUACAACCCCAAGAAGAUGAAGAGGCUGGAGAAGGAGUACGCCGCCAUCAAAAACAAAGAGAUGGAGGAACAGAUUGAAAUCAAGCGCCUCCGCACUGAGAACCGCCUGCUGAAACAGCGGAUCGAAACCCUGGAGAAGGUGAGCCCAGUAACCAGCACCCCAAAUCCCUCCUGGGGGCACCCCAAAACCCCCUGUGGGCACCCAAAUCCCCCCUGGAGCACCCAAAAUGUCCCCUGGGCCACCCCAAAUGCCCCUGGGGCACCCAUGUCACCUCUGCCCAGAGAUCCCAGCACCCAUGAGU
This is a messenger RNA of Athene cunicularia (burrowing owl), 1466 nucleotides long. RefSeq names its product EVI5-like protein. The record is from RefSeq and is a predicted model, not a curated record. The transcript is spliced from 10 exons. Lineage: Eukaryota; Metazoa; Chordata; Aves; Strigiformes; Strigidae. The annotation marks the transcript as partial.